Messenger RNA from Drosophila sechellia, 2263 nucleotides. RefSeq names its product E3 ubiquitin-protein ligase MARCH5. The record is from RefSeq and is a predicted model, not a curated record. Gene Ontology annotation, molecular function: zinc ion binding. Bases 1202 to 2179 code for a protein of 325 amino acids. Lineage: Eukaryota; Metazoa; Arthropoda; Insecta; Diptera; Drosophilidae. The transcript has a single exon.
AAGCACCUGUCAGGAGCGGUGUGGCCUCCUCUGCGUCGCCACCUUCAUGCCAGAUCCACUUGGCCACCGAUUUCUGGCCCAAUUCGUAGUGGUGGCCGCACUUUGUUGUGCUUUACCGUUGGCCUGUGCACUCAGCGAAAAAUAUGUAUGUUACUGUUUACAUACCUUGAAUCAUAUAUAUAAACGUUGCUUGGAAUAUAUGUAUAUAGUUAUAUUUUAAAAUUAGUUAUAACUACUUUUUAUCUUAGAUUGCAGUCAAGUUUUUCUGCGUGUAGCUGGUGGCCAAAGUGGAAAAGUGGAAUGGAAAGGCUGGCUUUCCCAGUCUGGCUCUCAAAUUCUGGCCAAGCUGCAGAUAUUCGAGGCUGGCCAAAUGUUCUUCUGCUCUCGAGUCGACAGGUUCUGCUUAUUUUUCGGACCGUCGCGAAGUUUCUUUCGUCGGAAAUGUGUGUGAAAACUAUGUUUUAUGUUCAGUGAUUAGUGGCCAGUGCUGCUCCUGCUCCUGCUCCUGAUUUCCAUCCAUAAGAUACAUUGCCAUCAGAGGAUCAUCGGGAUGGUAAGUGCUUUACUUAAGUUUCACAUGUUUGGGGAAGAAAAAAGGAGGCAAACUUGCAUUUGCAUCCAGAUCCCGCAGAUCCAGUUUGUGGUGGUUACUCUUGCUCUUGGCCUUCGCCUAUUUUCACUUUGUGGGCCAACAGGUUUUCCUUUUGGCAUGUGCCACAUUCGCCGAAAGUAAACCACCUACAAAUAAAAAGUAGGCCGCAGGGAAUGCACUCGAAAAAUGCCUCAAAAUCGAGUUCUUAACUUUAUAAACAUAUAAAUAUAAUCGAAAAUUUAGGGAAGAUAUAUCUGAAACUUGAUGGUGUGGUUUUUGUAUCAUAUGAUAUAAUUUAGGAUUAAGCAAUUGAUCGGAAUUACCAAAUAUUAGAGAAAUAAUCAUAUAGAAUAUUUCAAAAAUUGUUAAGUUUAAGAAAUCGGUGUGUUUCAAAAACUAAAAGUUGUAAAAGUGUAGUUAAAUCACAAAAAUUAUUCGAGUACCAGGGAAAUCAGGAACCUUGGAAUUUAGGGUAUAUAAAGGCAGGUAUACAAAAGCCAAGUUGCCACCUUCCGGCGCUGGAACAAAAUUUCACUUGCUCCGCCUGGAGAUUGGAUACCUGGAUCCUCAGUGGUCAUCGUUGUCAUCGCCCAAAACAUCACCAUCACCAUGAGCCGUCAAUUUAUGCAAUUACCGUUUCACAGUCGGCUAAGCCGUUUGCGAAGCGGAUUGGAACCGCCAUCCGGCAAUCCCGCGGAUGACAGGAUGUGCUGGAUUUGCCUGAGGGGCGAUGAGGAUCACCGCCGACGGGAUUGGGUGCAUCCGUGUCGCUGUCGCGGCACCAAUAAGUGGGUGCACGAGGCCUGCCUGAGUCGCUGGAUCGAUGAGAAGGAGAUGAUGUCGCCGGGUGUCCCCGUGACGUGCACCCAAUGCCGCACGGAGUACAUUAUAGUGAUGCCGCCACUUUGCCGCUUCGAUGCCAUGCUGGAGCGACUGGACAAGUGCUGCGAGCGUAUGUGUCCCAGUGUUCUGAUGGGCAUCCUGGCGGCCACCGUUUACUUCUCCGCUGUGAUCUACGGAGCACUCACCUUGCUCGAACUGGCCGGCAAUGACACGGGCAUGAAGCUGCUCCAAGAGGAUCCCUCGCUGCUGAUGAUUAUGCUGCCUUCGGUGCCGACGCUCCUACUUCUCAGCAGGUUGGUGCGCUGGGAGGACUGUGUGAUCCGUUGGCUGCGGCGGCGCAAUCGUCGCACCAUUCCCGCCGAGCAACUGGAUGCUGUGGGUCUACCCCUGCCCGGUGCUCCGCUGAGCGAUGAGUACUUCGAUGAGCUGGAGCGCGAGCAUCCGGUCUCGGAUGGCCUAAUUGGCGGUAACUUGGCAACGGAGCAACUGGGACGCGCCGCCACCAGCUUCUGCAUUGCCCUAAGUCUGCCCACCAUCUCGGUGGUGCUGGGCCAGAAGCUCUACGGCCGGAUCUACGAAGAGAACAAGUUACUCAGCAUCCUCCUGGGCGGACUGACCUUUGUGGCCAUCAAGGGAUUGGCCAGUAUCUAUCUUAGCCAUUCGCAGUACCAACAGAGGCGCCAAAGAUUUGUCAUGGACUACACUCCUCUCAAUCGUAUCAACCAUCAAUCCCGGUGGCGAUGAAGGCAUCUGGAAGCUGCAGGCGCUCAUUAGUUAAACAACUAUCCACUGAAUGGCCAAAAAUCAAUAAAUUAGUGUUAGUUGCCA